GUCAGCGAUACCUCGGCUCGGUCAAAGUUGCAAGGGGAAGAUACAAUCCGGAUUGGAAUUUGCUGGUCUCUGAUUGGAUACUCCGGCUCCUGCCCCCUUGUUCGUUACUAUGCUACAAGCACUAGACCCCAGCAUCUACUCUAGGCAUCCUAGCCUACCUGCUUACCUGAGCUUGCAUCUCUUCUAAAGUUUUAGCGGUGUUUUCCUAGGUUAGUUAACGCUUUCAGACUCCAGAGGGCGCAAGAUCUUUGAUCACAUGCCACCACACCACGCAUUGGCUUUUUAUUUUCCAAGGUUAUCUUCAUUUUUGGGAUUCGUUUUGAGUUUUAAAUGCAUACAGCUCAAAGCGUGCUGCAUCGUCGAUAAUAUGGCCACGAUACGAGGAGAUUACGAUAGUAUAAAAUGGAGGAAAAUAGGGGGGGAUAUGCCCAGUACUUAUAUAGCAUUCAACAAUAUUGUUUCUACAUAUAUUCGUGGCAAAUUCGCUUCUCGACUCGAAUCGUGGCCGCCCAUGUGCCCGGGAAGCGAUGGACAGCUAAACCCGGGGAAGGUGGGAAAGCUCGCAGGGUCUUUCUCACAAGGCGCUCGUGAUGCAUACCUGAUUAUAUAAUCAUAAGAAAUGACUUUGAAAAGGAUGGUUGAUAAGUAGUUAAUACCUACAUAUGUAG
Hypoxylon fragiforme is the source of this 668-nucleotide messenger RNA. RefSeq lists its product as uncharacterized. The coding region runs from base 257 to 610 and encodes 117 amino acids. Lineage: Eukaryota; Fungi; Ascomycota; Sordariomycetes; Xylariales; Hypoxylaceae. The record is from RefSeq and is a predicted model, not a curated record. The transcript is spliced from 2 exons.